Molecule: messenger RNA, 1449 nt
Organism: Penicillium salamii
Lineage: Eukaryota; Fungi; Ascomycota; Eurotiomycetes; Eurotiales; Aspergillaceae
Source: the annotation of a GenBank genome assembly
AUGUCGUUCUCCGGCCGCCGCCUAAGUCUCCUGCGCCCCUCUGACAAUCGCCGCUCUUCCGCAGCCAAGGACCUCUCCACCAACGAGCUUCACUCCGAAACGCAUCGGCAGUUCCGUGCCGCCCACGAAGGCCACCGUCCUCACGCCGGUCUCGAUGCGUCCCGUGCCUCCACCGGUGUGGUCUGGUGUACGGAACGAGCGUCCGAACAUGGCUACGCCGAAGAUCCCUCUGGCUGGGCCAACCUAGGCCAGGGUGCUCCUGAGGCCGACGAUGAGAUCGAGGGGAGCUUCCCCCGCCCGACGUCGAUCCCCAUCGCCUCCGCCUCACGGGAGUACGGCCCGACCGCCGGUAUCAAGCCGCUCCGCGCUGCCGUCGCUCGUCUGUACAACGACCACUACCGCCAGGGCAAGGAGAGCCAGUAUACCUGGGAGAAUGUUUGCAUUGUGCCCGGCGGUCGCGCCGGUCUGAUUCGUAUUGCUGCCAUCCUGGGCAACUCAUACCUGUCUUUCCCUAUUCCCGACUACUCUGCGUACUCGGAGAUGCUGAGUCUGUUCAAGAAUAUUGCACCUAUCCCUAUCCCUCUCUCUGCAGACGACCACUAUCAUAUUCACCCCAAUAAGAUCGCCGAGGAAAUCGCCCGCGGCACCCAGGUCCUUUUGACCUCUAACCCCCGUAACCCUACAGGUCACUUCGUGUCCGAGGAUGAACUUAUCGAGAUCCAAGAUCUCUGCCGUGACCGCGCGACUCUCAUCCUGGAUGAAUUCUACGGUGGCUACAACUACACGACCGGUUGCGAUGGAACGACAAUCAGUGGUGCUGCCAACGUCGUCGACGUUGAUAAGGAUGACGUUCUCCUCAUUGAUGGUAUGACCAAGCGAUUCCGCCUGCCAGGCUGGCGUAUCGCGUGGGUCGUGGGCCCCAAGGAAUUCGUCAACGCCCUGGGCUCCGCAGGUUCCUAUCUGGACGGUGGUGCCAACGUGCCCUUCCAGGAGGCCGCCAUCCCCAUGCUUGAUCCCAAACUGGUUCACACAGAGAUGAAGGCUCUGCAGUCGCAUUUCGUCGUGAAGCGCGACUACGUCCUGAAGCGUCUGCACGAAAUUGGUUUCCGGGUCCAGGACGUGCCUCAGGCCACCUUCUACGUCUGGUUGGAUCUGACCUCCCUGGACCCCCCUCUGCCUCCUCAGGCUAAUAUCUCCGACGGUCUGAACUUCUUCAACGCUCUUCUCACGGAGAAGGUCAUCGUUGUCCCUGGUAUCUUCUUCGAUCUGAACCCGGCUAAGCGUCGUGAUCUGUUCGACAGUCCCUGUCACCACUUUGUUCGUCUCAGUUACGGACCUAAGAUGGAUGUGCUGAAGAUGGGUCUGGACGGUAUUGAGCGCGUGAUUAACCGCGCGCGUGAGCUUGGUGUGGCCAAGUGGGAAGAUGAGGUUGCGAUCUCAGAUGAUUAG